CCAAAUACGCUUCAACCUCACAUCAUAACCACCCUACUUCCUUCCUUAAGAAAUUUCAUUUCCGGAUAAACCCGGAAAUAAAAUUAACGGAGAAAUUGCAACUGGGGUAACCAGCCGCUCAAACUUUCCCAACACUUUACAGAGUCCGAAAGAGCGACCGAGCGGUGAUGAAGGUGGAAAAGGCGAGACGAGAGGAGACGCCGAAGCCGGAGGUGAGAGAAAGAGAGAACGCGAGGCUGGAGACACCAACCGCGCGCGCAACACCAGCGCCGAUCAGCGAGGACGACGGAAAACAAACACCCAAGCAGGCGAUCACGUUAAGUGUUAAAGAAAAUAUUCAAUGUGUUCACGAUUUGAUAAUGUUAGAAUAUUGCAUUACCACUAAAGUCAACGCUAAUGAACUGGGAAUUAAUAAAAAUAGUGUUCAAACAAUUUUAAGCAAAAAUUUUAACAUGUGGAAAUUAUAUGCAAAAAUCGUUCCGAAAGUUUUGACUCAGGAACAAACAUAACGACGUGUUGCUUCUUGCCAAAAGUGGACGAAGAAUGAAGAGAAAUUAAAUUUCUUGCCAAGAGUGAUAACUGGAGGUGAGUCAUGGGUUUGCGAACAUGUUCUAAAAACAAAUAAACAAAGUGAAAAGUGGAAGCAGGUUGGCAAACCUCCCAACAAAAAAGCAUGCAAGAGUCAUUCAAAAUUCAUGCUUAUUGCUUUUUUUGAUAUUGCAUGGAGUGAUCCAUCACGAAUUUGUUCCACUGGGUUUAACAACUGCCACAGUUUAUUUGAAAGUUUUGAAACGUUUGUAUUAACGUGUGCAAUGUGCACGAUCUGAAUUAUGGGCGAAAAAGAAUUGGGUGCUGCAUCAUGACAAUGCGUUCUUACACUCGGCGAUUGUGCGUGAGUUUUUCACCAAAAAUAACAUAACUACCAUGGAUUAUCCUUCUUAUUCGCCUGAUUUAGUCUCCUACAACUUUUUUUUAUUCCCUCAAGUACAAAGAAUUAUACGAGGUGAACAUUUUGGGAAUGUAGACAGCAUUAAACGUAAAAUGACAAGAUUUCUCAAGGGUCUAACUUAUAAGGACAUGCAAUACUGUUUUCUACAAUGGAAAAAUCGUUGGGCCAGAUGCAUUCAAUUAGGGGGAACGUACAUUGAGGACUAUGUUCCUACUCCAGAAUACGUAUAUACGAAUUUAGAGUAUCAUUCACGAGAACAUCAUCCAGAAGAGAUCCAGUCUGAACACAAAUGUUCAAAUUUGGACAAUAAUAUGGAAUUAGAUAGAUCUAUAGAAGAAUCGAGAUGUCCAGAAAUCAUUACGUCUCAAUGUAUAAUAAAAGAAGAAAUAGACAUCGUUGACGAGUCUGAAUUGUGCUCUUCAUGGAAUUAUGUUAAGGAACCCUACGCAAAACAUCAGAAUAAUGCAUCACAUGAUUUGCUUGACCAAUCUAAACCAUUAAAAGAAGAAAUUAAUAUUCUUGAAGAAUUAUUUGUUUAAUUGAUAAAAUUUAAUGAUUACUUUAAAUUAUUUAAAUUAUUUUUAUAUUGAUAUCGAUUUGACAUUAACAUCAUCAAACUGAUAUUUUGAUGUUAAUUUGAUAGAUCAUUUUUGAUGGA
Solenopsis invicta (red fire ant) is the source of this 1607-nucleotide messenger RNA. RefSeq lists its product as uncharacterized. The record is from RefSeq and is a predicted model, not a curated record. Lineage: Eukaryota; Metazoa; Arthropoda; Insecta; Hymenoptera; Formicidae. Bases 925 to 1488 code for a protein of 187 amino acids. The transcript has 3 exons. Gene Ontology annotation, molecular function: nucleic acid binding.